CGCUGCCAUUGACAUUAAGACCUCACUUGGGUGCGACAGCCACGCAGAGAGAUUUGAAAAAAAUGUCAGCUAGCUCCGAGUCGAAAAAUGAGCAGAAAACGUAGCCAGGGUAGUCGAACGCCGCCGUCGACGCCGCGGCUGCCAGAGGAGGAAUGCGAGCGCACGUCUCAGGCGCGAACGGCUGCCCAAGGGCUGGAGCACUCGGAUGUGGCUUCAACAGGAACUGGGCGCACCGUUGAUGGCGAGCGGCAGCCUGUUGAGGCUCUGCCAAUGCCGCUUAUCCUGCUGGCUGCACCAUUGGGGCCGCGUGAAAUGAAGGAUGCGCAGGUGAAUACCGAUCCGGUGUACCUGCGUGGAACGCGUGUGGCAAAUCGACCCACAGUACCAACAGUCCCUGUAGGCGACCCUAACUCAGCCUUAAGACCAACUGGAUCUGAAGUGCCGCACAAAUUGCCAACCAAUGUGCCUUACAAGCAAACGCAUGGCCGCAGGAGUUCAAGAAAGACCACCAGUUCCGACAACUACGAUCAAGACGAGCCGCUUACCACCAAGAAGACUAAGGUAUUCAAAAAAAGACAUGCUAAACCAAAUCCGGCUGCUGACGAAUCGGAUGACUCGAUUCUUGUCUCAAAAACCACUAACCACCAUCUGCCCAAAUCGAAUAUAGCGGCAAUGAGCGAUUUCACGGAUUUACCGCGAUCGGACGAAUCGGAUAGAUCUCGGACCCAGGAGAGCAGCAGCAUUAAGUACUCUAGCAGCGGCACGAUCAUUGUGACCGAAGGCGAGGUGGUGGAUCUGGACCCAAACGAUUUUCAGCAGGGCAAUCUGCCGCCGAACUUAAGGCUGGCCUCCGGCUUGGCCUUCAUCUAUAUGGCCAUACCGCCGGACGGUGGUUAUGGCUGGGUGGUGCUGAUCCUUAGCUUUAUAGCACAACUCAUUGUCGAUGGCAUCGUCUUUACGAUUGGCAUAUUGCUGCCCCACAUGGCCAACGAGUUCAAUGUGAGCAACGGGCAGGUGGUGCUGGUGGGCAGCGUACAAAUUGGUUGCUAUUUUUUUGGCGGCGCCUUCUCCAGCGCGCUGAUCAAUAUCUAUGGCUUUCGGCCAGUGGCAUUGGGUGGCGUCAUCAUCUCAGCCCUGGCCAUGCUGGCGGCCAGCUUUAGUCCGAGUUUGAGUGCGGUGAUCUUUUUUUACAGCAUAAUUGUCGCCGCAGGUGGACCCGGACUGAGCAUGAUCUGGGUGAGCUCACAGCUCAUCAUUGGCUUCUAUUUCGAGCGGUAUCGGCCCAUUGCCAGCGGAUUCUCUUGUUCGGGUGCCGGCGCUGGCAUAUUAAUUUUCUCCAUUACCAACAAUAUUCUGGUCCAAAACAUGGGCUGGCGGAAUACUAUACGCAUUCAGGUAAUUCUUUUGUGUCUUCUACUAUUUGUGGCGAUUGCCUAUUUGGAGGUUGCACCAUCGCCCGUGGGCGUGGUGCAUCAAGCGGAUCCCUUGACCAGCAGCAGUUCGAAUGAGUAUUAUGGCAAUUUCUAUGUGCACAAUUUUCUCGGCGAUGAUUUCUCCGCCAAGAGAUCCCACAACGUGAUCGAGACUUACGAACCGCCCAUUAAAAAGAAAGGUAAGCUGCGUCGCUGCAUCCAAUUUUGCUGUCCUUGCUGCGGAAAAUCGAAAGUUAGAGAGGAAUGGACCGCCUCCGAGCGCUCUGAGCGCAAUUAUGUGGUGCGACCGGAUCUUCUGCAGCGCGACGAUCUCUUCUACACGGGACCCAUUGACUAUGAGGAGCCGCACCACAAGGAGCAGUUCGAUGGCAAGGAACUGGAGCUGGUUGGCACCCAAACCCAUCUGCAAAGAGCUGCCUAUGGUCUGCACAAUAUACACAACUAUGACGGCAGCAGCAAUAUGUCGGGAACGGGUUCCGGUUCCGAUGGGCGGCUGCGUCCCCUCUCGCCAAAGCACACAUUUUCCACCGCUCCGCAGACACAUCGGCGCAGGAAGUCGCGCAAGCCAAGGAAACGUGGCUGGCUCCAUACGAAGGUAAUGAAAGGCAUGAAUCGUCUGUUCGAUGUACAUCUGCUGAAGAGCUUUGAGUUCCGCAUCCUGUUGGCCUCCGCCUUCUUCUAUCCGAUGGGCUUCAAUAUACCCUUUCUCUACUCCAAGAUGCGCACCAGUAUACCGGCUGAGUAUGCUCGGAUGAUUGGCCCAGCUAUCGGUGCUUCCAAUUUCGUAACGCGUAUCCUGUGCGGAUUUAUAGCCUACAAGCUGAGGAGCUGGACGAACUAUAUCUGUGGCGGUGGCAUGUUCCUCGGCGGCGUCAUGGUCUUCAUCAGCGCUUUCUUCGGCACUGAUUUGAUCUGGUUUCAGAUGGUCUAUGGGCUGUGCUAUGGCAUUGCGCCAGCUGUCUAUGCCACACUGCGCGCUCUCAUCUAUGUGCGCUACUUGGGGCUCACGAAGCUGACGAACGCCUUUGGCAUUACCGCUCUGGCAAUGGGCCUGGGUGUAUUCAUAGGCACCACUUUGGGUGGUUUGCUGCUCGACAAAACGGGCGGGUAUGUGGUGCCAUUUGCCUUUGCUGGACUGUGCAUAAUGCUGGCGGGCGCUCUGAAGCUGAUUUUGCCGGCGCUGCUUAAAUGGCGUCAAAAGCGAUAUCAAUCAAGAGCACUUCGAAAAUAGAGCACAGUUUGCGAUGCAUUGGUUUUAUUGGCACUUGUUGUUGUUGUUGCUGUCACAGUUGCUGCUGUUUGAACUGUUUGUGGUAUUUUACAAAAUGGUUUUGUUUGCUGUUGCUGCUGUCGUUUUUAUUUAUUACAUAAUUUUGCAUAUUUUAUGUGUAAUUUGCUUUUGAUUGGUUUAUUUUACAUUCAAUUUGCUGCCGAAACUGUGCCUCUGGCUAUUCAUUCCCAACUCUUAAGCUUAUAAACUGUGCGUGGCUCUCCAACUGUUUCUGAACUCACAUUUUUAAGAUUUUGUAGCUUAAUUUUAAUUCUCUGGCUCUAGCAAUGCGUCUCAAGUGGCUGUCUAACAUUUUAAUGCACACCAAGGCAAUUGCUUGAGCUACACGCUCAAACUGUACAUAUCCAAGCUUUAUGUGACUCUCAAACUGUUAAGCUGUUAUUAUACGAUGUGCCUUUCUAAUUGUCAGUGCCACAACUGCAGCUCAAUUGCUUUUUAACUAUUUAUCAUUGGCCUUUGCACUUGAAAUGAAAAUAAGGCUUAUUGCGUAAGUUGUGUGGCAUAGUCUGUCUGUCAAUCAAUGUGGCUGUCAAACUUUUAUUUUUGGUAUUUAAACUGAAACUGAACUUUUGCCGUUUGACAUUUAACUGAACAGUCUGUGUAAAGGCCCGCAAAUUGUUUGGUCUUGUUUUUGUGCCUUUCAAGUUGUGGCUCUCAAACGGUUUGUGGUUUUGAGCCAUAUUGAGCUUGUUGGGUAUUUUUAAAACUAGAUUUUAAUCGACUGCAGUUGUUGUUGUUUUACUUUUAUUGCAUUCAUUUAGAGUUUAAUUAACUUAGUUUACAUCUAAUGUUAGCUUAAUUGCUGUUGCACACACACACGCGCACACACAUACCUACAGAGUGUGAAAGUGUGUGUGAUUUUUGUUUUUUUCCUUGUUUGGUUACGCAAAUGUUCACGCUUUGUUUUGUUUUGUUUUUUUUUUUUUUUUUGGUUUGAUUUAGUUUAUAUACUUAGAUAUGCGAGCGCGGUUGCAUAAAUGGCUGUCAAAAUGAAAUUAAAUAGAAAAAUAAGUAUAACAAAACGCCUUAAAACAUGUGUUUGAUUUUGUGUAUAUGAAAAUUGAAUUUUGAAGCAAUAAAAUGUAAUUAAAAUAAUAACAAAUGAAAUAUUUACUUACCGCUCUCGCAUAAGUCGCUUUGGUUGAAUUUGUACGUCUACUAUGAAGAUUUUUUUUU
Messenger RNA from Drosophila novamexicana, 3900 nucleotides. RefSeq lists its product as uncharacterized. Lineage: Eukaryota; Metazoa; Arthropoda; Insecta; Diptera; Drosophilidae. Bases 88 to 2664 code for a protein of 858 amino acids. The record is from RefSeq and is a predicted model, not a curated record. Gene Ontology annotation, biological process: transmembrane transport; monocarboxylic acid transport. The transcript has 7 exons. Gene Ontology annotation, molecular function: monocarboxylic acid transmembrane transporter activity.